Messenger RNA from Parastagonospora nodorum SN15, 606 nucleotides. RefSeq lists its product as hypothetical. Gene Ontology annotation, biological process: copper ion transmembrane transport; intracellular copper ion homeostasis. Gene Ontology annotation, molecular function: copper ion transmembrane transporter activity. The record is from RefSeq and is a predicted model, not a curated record. Gene Ontology annotation, cellular component: plasma membrane. The transcript has 2 exons. The coding region runs from base 1 to 606 and encodes 201 amino acids. Lineage: Eukaryota; Fungi; Ascomycota; Dothideomycetes; Pleosporales; Phaeosphaeriaceae.
AUGAAGAUGAACAUGUCAUCGCCACCAUUGGAAAACACUUCGGCCGUGCCUACUAGUCCUACGCCGUCUAUGGGUGCUAUGGUUGGCAUGCAGUCCACCUUCUCGUCGAGCACUCGCGUCACCUUGUGGUUCACGAACUGGACGACUACGACGCCAGCAACAUACUUUCUGACUAUUUUGUUUCUCUUCUGUUUGGGGAUGCUCAACCGUUUCCUAGGCGCUUUUCGCAGCCAGCUCGAACAAACUUGGCAGGGACAAUCCAAUUCCAGCCACAAGGACGUGCACGCAGGCAGCACUGAGAAGGCAUCACUUAGCCAAAUCAGAGGUCAUGUAAGACAAUGGAGCCGUGGAAUCAGAACACCAAUGGUCAGGCUCGAAGAACCUGAGGGUCAAGAAACUGAGCCCUUGAGCCCAGCCGCAUACCCAAAACAUCCUGAAGAAGGAAAUAGCACGAAAAUCAUCCGUAGAUCACGAAAGUUCUGGGUCGCAAAUGCGCCAUGGAACAUUAGGAAAGAUGGCAUAAGCGCGGGACUUGAGUUUGUAAGGGCCAUCAUUGGCUACGUACUUGUUUGGCAGAUACACGAGGGGUUCAACGAGUCUGCCUGA